UGCAGGUACGGACCAUCUGGGGUCAACGACCUCCUCCCCCCCAUCAGUCACCCAGACUGAACCUAAACGAGGUACAACAGCUGCUGUGAGGUCUUCAUCACCCACGGAGACGUCUCUGUGCGAGGAGGAAGAGGAGGAAGAGGAGGCAGACAGCUCGCAGGAGGAAGACGAGUCAGACGCCCCCCAGAGGAGAACGGUGCCGUUCUUCGCCUGGUCCCUGCUGGAGUCCGUCGGCCUCACCGACAUCCAGGAGCCGGAGGGUAAAGAGUGCAGCGACUCCUUCAGCGUCUACAGCAGCGACGGUGGAGGCCGGCGGGAGAUGGCGGCGCUCGGGGAGAUGCUGCGCUGCCUGACGGGACGAUGUCCACACGAGUACGAGAUGUACGGCUGCUACUGUGGACAGGAGGGAGGAGGACAGCCUCUGGACCAGCUGGACAGAUGCUGCUUCUUCCAUCGCUGCUGCCUGAAGCAGAUCGGCUCCAUGGGCUGCAGAGCCGACAGGAAGCUCAACGCUCACGUUUCAUGCGACGGCAGCAACAAACCGCGAUGUCAGGGAGUAACAGUAUGCGACAAGUUGCAGUGUGUGUGUGACAAAGCCACAGCAGAAUGCAUGGCGGCGGCACACUUUAACCACAGCCUGCCUUCCCAACGCUGCCGUGGACCGGCGCCUCCUUGCCGCCGCGCCAGCAGACCUCCCAAACCGCUCCGAGUGCCUCCACCGUCCAGCGAGGAGAGCCAACAGUCUGAGGAGCAGCAGACGAGUUCCUCAGCCCAACAUCCAGACAGUGAUCAAAUUUCUGAUGUAAUGAAUGAAGAGAAGUCAGAUCCUCCAGCUCCAGGAUCAUCAGGUGUCAAAACAACGACGACAACUCCUCCUGCCUCCAGUGAGGAGACCAGAGAGCAGCCGACUGUCAGUGAGAAUCAGAACCAUGACCACCGACCGAAUCAAGACCGACAACCAGCGGAGAGACCGGGAGAACAAUUACAGGAGGAGGAGGAAGAGGAGGAAGAAGAGGAGGAGGAAGCAGAGGACUAUGAACAAGAGGAGGAGGAGGAAGAAAACUAAACAGCGACAUUCUGGGUCAUUUUUGUUUAACAUGGACCUCAAUGAAAACUGUACAAGUCAAAUGCUUUAAUAGAAACAUUUUAUUUGUAUCUCUGGAACAUUAAAAUCCAACACAUUC
Fundulus heteroclitus (mummichog) is the source of this 1184-nucleotide messenger RNA. Its product is annotated as otoconin-90-like. The record is from RefSeq and is a predicted model, not a curated record. The coding region runs from base 320 to 1066 and encodes 248 amino acids. NCBI's taxonomy places the organism in Eukaryota, Metazoa, Chordata, Actinopteri, Cyprinodontiformes, Fundulidae. Gene Ontology annotation, molecular function: phospholipid binding; calcium ion binding. The transcript has 6 exons. Gene Ontology annotation, biological process: arachidonate secretion; phospholipid metabolic process; lipid catabolic process.